AUGAGUGUGGAUGUCAAAAACGGUUCCCCGGUUCCAACAGACCCAAGUGGCGGGGAUCGCGACUCGGUCGAUGCGACUGAACACUCGGAUUUUCUAGAUUCCAAGGCAAUGGCCAACGGCGAUAGUGGCAAAGCGGGGAAUAGUCGCAAAGCGACUAAUGCCAAGGAUCCUUCACGACCGCGACGGAAGAAGGCUCGGCGCGCUUGCUUUGCUUGCCAACGAGCCCAUUUGACUUGCGGUGACGAGCGCCCAUGUCAACGCUGUAUCAAGCGUGGUCUGCAAGAUGCAUGUCACGACGGUGUUCGCAAGAAGGCCAAAUAUCUCCAUGAUGCCCCAGAUGGGGCGUUGAUGCCCGGAGUAGGAGGCGGUCUCUACAACAAUGCCUUGCCAAAUAACAUGCCCGUAUCCCGGAACGGCGCCAACCCAGUUAACACGAACUCUCAGCCGCCGCCGAACACCAACAACAACUUUUUCCCGCCUCAGCCGCAAGCCCAGCCCCAGCCGGGCUCUUACAACAUGUACCAGGAUCCUCCCAUGAGCCAGAGCCCUUUCACCACGCAGUCUCCUGUUUCGCCUACAUUCAAUUUGAAGACCAGUACAAAUGGUCGAAACCCCAGUCAUUCAUCUACAGUGAACCAACCUACACAGACCAACGCGCUCUCUGGUGAUACCAGCCAACCUCAGAAUCCAUUCGCAGGGCCGUUCUUUGAUCCUAGUGACCCGGCACUCUUUAACUUUGACCUGUCGAGCAUGAACUUUGAAAAUCGCUACGGCGCGUUGGAGUUUGGAAUGCUGGGGCAUAUGGCCACCGGAGCUGGAGACUCGCCUAGUGAUUCGGCAACGCAACGGGGGUCGAUCGGCCGCAGUGGGUCUGCACAGUUCUCCACGCCAGCUCCCGGCUUUGGGGAAAGCCCGGGGAAUCAGCAGCCUUUCAUUUUUGGCGAUCCGUUGCUCAAUGACUGGUCGACCGGACAGGCCUCGGGCCAUGUGAAUGUCGGCGGUGUAUAUGGCCCGAACGGUAUGCUUCCCGGGCACAUGAAACCAGAUGCACCUCAUGCCUUUGCCAUCGAGAGUGGGCCUGCGAACUUCACCAGUCCCGGCUCAGCCACCAGCCCGCAUGUUGCUACGACAGGCUUCGAUGAUGGUUCGUUUAACAAUGUCGCUCCCAAGUCAAACAGCCUGGCGCCGAACGGACAACGGCCUAUGAUAUCUACACCGAGUCUGAAGCAUCAAAGCCUCCAAGUGGGCCCUAAACGGCGCCAUCGCAACCCAUCUUCGAUCUACGAAAGCGUGAAGGAGCCAUACGCAUACACGAGUGGCUUCCAUAACCUGACCGCGUUCAUCCAACGGCGCUUCUCCCCACAAAAGACUGUCCGGAUCGCCAAGUCGCUGGCAUCCAUCCGGCCUUCGUUUAUCGCCACGACAAAGACACUCAACCGGGAUGAUUUGAUCUUCAUGGAGAAAUGCUUCCAGCGAACACUCUGGGAAUAUGAGGACUUUAUCAACGCCUGUGGCACUCCCACGAUUGUCUGCCGACGCACUGGGGAGAUCGCCGCGGUGGGCAAGGAGUUCAGUAUCCUGACCGGAUGGAAAAAGGACGUGUUACUGGGCAAAGAGCCCAACCUCAAUGUCAACACGGGAGGGCCGACAGCACCACAGUCAGGCGCGACGUCCCGUGGCAGCUUCACGCCGCGCGGCUCGACACUGGAGAAUUCCAGCGGGCGCCCGCAGCCGGUGUUCCUGGCAGAACUCCUCGACGACGACAGUGUGGUGGAGUUCUAUGAGGACUUUGCACGAUUGGCGUUUGGGGACUCUCGAGGUAGUGUCAUGACGCGGUGCAAGCUGCUUAAGUACAAAACCAAGGAGGAUAUGGAAGCACAGUCUGACGACAGCAAGUGGAACAGCCACUUGCGCAAGGGUGGGAUUGCUGGCGAGGCUGGGAUGAACCAGCUGGGAUUCAAGGACGGCAAGGUUGAAUGCGCGUACUGCUGGACAGUCAAGCGAGACGUGUUCGACAUCCCGAUGCUCAUUGUGAUGAAUUUCUUGCCGUGCAUUUGA
Messenger RNA from Penicillium alfredii, 2058 nucleotides. Its product is annotated as Zn(II)2Cys6 transcription factor domain-containing protein. Gene Ontology annotation, cellular component: nucleus. Bases 1 to 2058 code for a protein of 685 amino acids. Gene Ontology annotation, molecular function: RNA polymerase II transcription regulatory region sequence-specific DNA binding; zinc ion binding; DNA-binding transcription factor activity, RNA polymerase II-specific. The transcript has 3 exons. Lineage: Eukaryota; Fungi; Ascomycota; Eurotiomycetes; Eurotiales; Aspergillaceae. Gene Ontology annotation, biological process: regulation of DNA-templated transcription; cellular response to starvation. The record is from RefSeq and is a predicted model, not a curated record.